GUGCGGGGGCCGAGGCGGGAGGACGUGGUCUAGGACUGUGUGCAGGGGCGCUUCGCAAGGUCAGCGCACGUUGGCGGGCACGGGGAGCGGCAGCCUGGGCCUCGGGGUCGGGCUUGCGCUGCAGAGUUGCGGGCCCCAAGCUGCCCAGCCCCAGAGCCUCAGACAGCCCCGUCUCGCAGUGGAGGCGCCCCGCCAUCCCGGCCCAUUGUCGCCUCCUACGUUAGUAUCCACGCGCACGGCUGAGAGCCCCGGGAGAGAAGCCUUUUGGGAUGACUGCUCUCCUAACAAGGUUGACACUACAGACAAUAAAGAUUGAAAGUAACUACGUUGGACGAUGUCUUGGAAAACACACUGUACAAAAGCCAGCACCAGCACAGCUGCCCCUGACUGCCUCCACCCCAAAACUGGUGUACCUAAUUUUCACAAAAGAUUUUAGUACUGUUGACAACCAAGAUGAGAGAAAAAAGAAAAGGAAGGAUGUUUUUACUAACGUUGGAAGGAAAAUUAGUGAGCGAAUUAUCCGUGUCCUUGAUGAGAAAGGUAAUGACCUGGGAUUGAUGCACCGAGCAAAUGUGAUCAAACUCAUGGACAAGCAGGACUUGAGGCUGGUGCAGAGGAAUGCCAGUGCAGAGCCCCCAGAGUACCAGCUCAUGACUGGAGCACAGAUCCACCAGGAGCGCCUGAAGAUCAGAGAGCUGGAAAAAGCCAAACCCCAAACUGGACCAACUGUGACAAAGGAACUAACUUUUUCUUCAAAUAUUGGACAACAUGAUUUGGACACAAAGAGUAAGCAGAUUCAGCAGUGGAUUGAGAAGAAAUACAAAGUUCAAGUCACCAUAAAGAAGGGGAAAAAUGCAGACGAGCCAGAAAAUAAAAUUGGUGAGGUAUUUAACCAAAUUCUCCAGAGUAUGCCUGGAAUAGCUACCUUCUUAAGCAAACCACAAGCUGUUAGGGGAGGAAGAGCCUUCACGUGUGUUUUUCGUCAUCUGAACAAGAAAGAGGACAAGGCACACAGAGACUCUCAAGAGACCCAGGAAAGACACACUUUGAAUAAAGACAACAGAAGUGACAAGGAGUCAGAUGUUCUGCACCAGUGAUUUUAAUAAAGACUGGCUUCUGAG
Molecule: messenger RNA, 1121 nt
Organism: Nannospalax galili (Upper Galilee mountains blind mole rat)
Lineage: Eukaryota; Metazoa; Chordata; Mammalia; Rodentia; Spalacidae
Gene: Mtif3
Product: mitochondrial translational initiation factor 3
Exons: 4
Coding region: 270-1097 (275 amino acids)
Biological process (GO): ribosome disassembly; mitochondrial translational initiation
Cellular component (GO): mitochondrion
Molecular function (GO): ribosome binding; translation initiation factor activity
Source: RefSeq, a predicted model, not a curated record